GAGCUGUCCAGAUACGAAACAGACUGAGCGGUUUGUCUCCACUUUACGUCCACUUGACUUCCUCCUAUCGCCAAGCUCAACUUCCCCAGAUUGUUGACCGGUCUAGCGUCGGAUUCGUCCGCCGCAUUGUUCCACAUCGUCGGUGUGAAUACCACUCAUGGCUGGUCCUUUGCAUUCCCUACAGCCAUGGGCUUUCGGCCAGCAAAGCAUCAGCACACGUGGGAGUGCACCGGGCCGGCGCUUCUUCCUCCAGUCCCCCUUGCAACGUUCACAGUCGCAUCCCAGCAUCCGCUGUAUCCCAGUAGAUACAACAAGCCUGAUAACGUUUUCCUCCCCCGAAUACUAACUCGUGUAUCCUUUCCGGCAAAGAGGCCCACUUGAAUAUCAAAAGAGUCGAUAGGGAACCGGGAAACGGCGCCGGAAACUCUACCUGCGUGAUGCCUGUUCUGAACUCCCCGCACUUCGUUACACGUGCGGGGAGACAACAUCAAUUCUCCAAGAUGAAGUCCAGCCUUCCAUAAAGGCGCGACCCAUGCAACGCCUCGUGAUAAGCCUCAUAUUUAAUCUACAUCAUCGUGUUGGUAUAGCCCUCUCGGACCAACAGACACACCCUGAAUCAACCCCUUGCAUCGUGCAACCAUCCAAUAAUCAUCCCCGAACCUACCUCUUUCGGGCAUCCUUGGAACAGCACUCUCUCACACACAUACACACACAGACGCAACACACAUCAGCCAACCCCCACAAUGACACCACCAAAGAACGUCGUCUUCGACGUAGUCGGCACCCUCGUCACAUACGAGCACCUCUUCGAAGCCAUCGACGAGCGCCUAGGCGAACGCCUCCGCGCCCGCGGCAUCCAGCCAAAACUCCUCGGCUGCUGCUGGCUCGAGGUCGCCGAGCGCGAGUACACCUACCUCUCCAUGUCGGGCCGCUACGUCGUCUUCUACAAGGUCUUCACCGCCCUUUUCUACCGCUGCCUGCACUACGCCGGCAUCGAGGACCCGCGCGCCUUCGCGAGCGACGAGGACGUCGACUACCUCAUUGGCGAGUGGAAGAGCCUGCGGCUGCGCGAGGGCGCCGCCGAGUGCGUGGCCAAGCUCCGCGCCGCCGGGUUUACGGUGUGGUGCUUCACGGCGGGCGAUAUCGCUCGCGUCGGAGGCUACUUCUCGAGGGGCGGGGUCGAGAUGCCUGUUGAGAACUUGCUCUCGUGCGAUUCGUCUGGCUUGGCGAAGCCGACGCCCGAGGCGUAUACUCCUAUUUUGACGAAGUUGUCUGCUGAUGGGUGCGAGCCUUGGUUUGCGGCGGCGCAUUUGUGGGAUGCAUCGACGGCGAAGACUGUGGGAUUCAAGGCGGCAUACUGCACUGCUCUGGAGGGAGAGGCAUUGCCAGAGAUUUUCGGUGAGAUGGAUGUUGUGGCAGAGACGCUGCCGGCAAUGGCGGACAGAAUUAUUGCUACGUAUGAGAAGUAGACCAC
Molecule: messenger RNA, 1474 nt
Organism: Colletotrichum scovillei
Lineage: Eukaryota; Fungi; Ascomycota; Sordariomycetes; Glomerellales; Glomerellaceae
Product: haloacid dehalogenase-like hydrolase
Exons: 2
Coding region: 744-1469 (241 amino acids)
Source: RefSeq, a predicted model, not a curated record